Messenger RNA from Arctia plantaginis, 1575 nucleotides. The record is from the annotation of a GenBank genome assembly. NCBI's taxonomy places the organism in Eukaryota, Metazoa, Arthropoda, Insecta, Lepidoptera, Erebidae.
AUGGAGAGACGAAUCGCCGGCGUAAUCUACAUAUUGAUCACUUUCGCCCUCGUAAAUGAAAUGUCAAUAAACGUUUACGCCAGGGACAACAAUAAAAGGCGCACCAAAGAGAAAGGUGGAGGUUUCCAGAAAAAUAUUUGUGACAUAACUGACAGAGACUCCAAAGUUCACUGCUACUGUGAAAAUACUAGGGAACCUAGGAAUGCGACCAAAGCGGAAUGUUGGGUGUUCAACGGCGGCAUACCACCGGACGACCACAUCUGGCAGAGUUUUGCGUCCCAACCAACUUUGCAAACUUUGUCUUUUAACGUCCGAGUCGAUGGCGCUUUAGGGUACAUACCUACUAAAGCACUAUUAUAUUUACAACACUUGAAAUCUAUAAAUAUAAAGUAUGGGAAUAUAGUCGAUAUAAUAUCUUACGCUUUUGCUAAUUUAACCAAUCUUAAAGAGGCAGGUCUCUCUCAAAAUCAAAUUGAGACCUUACAGCAAUACUCUUUUGCUCAUUUACCAAAUAUAACUACCAUAAACCUAGAAGAUAACAUGAUUAUAGAAAUCGAUGCAGAGGCAUUUGUUGACGUACCAAAACUUCAAAAGUUGGUUUUUACGAAGAAUAAUAUAUCUAUCAUAAGAAAUGGAACGUUUCAACAUACAUUCAAUCUCCUAGAAUUAGAUUUGAAUAAGAACAACAUAUACUAUUUAAAUCGAAGAACUUUCGACGGAUUGGCUAAUCUGAAGAAAUUGGACCUAAGAAAGAAUCGAAUACAAAACUUGACGGAAUUUACUUUCGCUGAAUUGUGGAACCUGCAAGAGCUACUUUUGGGCAAGAAUGAUCUAAGGUACCUAUCUGAGAGAGCGUUUGAUGGCCUUUCUCAGUUAAGGAAGUUGUCCCUUGAUGAUAAUAAACUGGCCUCUCUCCCGUCGGGGCUUUUUGAAGGCGUAAGGGGGUUGAACUCUGUAGAUUUGCGCUCUAACGAACUGCACGCACUGACUUUUGAUAAUAUCAAACCUAUAUUGGACAACUUAAAACCACAAAACAGUAAUCUGCUACUUGAAGAAAAUAACUUCGUGUGUGACUGCAGACUAAAAUGGAUGCAUUCGCUCCGGAACGAAACCAACAGUCAAAACACGAAGGAUUCUCUAGACGGGGUAACUUGCAAAAUGGAUCCUCCAAUCGUGAGUUCUGCUUACAACAAAAUGCCAGACGCGCUGGACGACAACAAACUCGAUUACAACAAAGACAUCCUUCAUGCUGGCCUAACCAUUGAAACCUUGAAUGACAAAAUGAAUAUUACAGAAAAGAAAAUUUUACCAGGAGAUCUGGCUAAAGACGAUGGCAAUGAAAUAAACAAAAAGGGUGUUAAGAGGACUGUUCUGCAAAUCCCUCCUGAUACACUUCCUUGCCCGAGAGAGGCCAUAAAAACGACAGAGAUGCCAUCAUAUAUAGUAGAUCCUGUAAUACCAAUACAGAAUGAGAUGAAAACAUACAGAUUCCAUGAAAUGAAUUCUGCUAAUAUUACAUUAAGGUCUAGUUUCUUAGUAUUGUGGUGUGUUUGUUUUAAAUUUUUCUUCACUUAG